Messenger RNA from Priapulus caudatus, 1821 nucleotides. Its product is annotated as annexin-B12-like. Gene Ontology annotation, cellular component: cytoplasm. Gene Ontology annotation, molecular function: calcium ion binding; protein binding; calcium-dependent phospholipid binding. NCBI's taxonomy places the organism in Eukaryota, Metazoa, Priapulida, Priapulimorpha, Priapulimorphida, Priapulidae. The transcript has 13 exons. The record is from RefSeq and is a predicted model, not a curated record. Bases 1 to 1821 code for a protein of 606 amino acids.
AUGGCGGCCGUCCAGCUGACGGAGGAGGCGGCAGCGACCAGGAUCCAGGCGCGAUACCGCGGACACGCCGUCAGGACGCAUCGUGUCGCAGUCGAUAAAGUUGUCGACAAUGCGACAAACGACGAAAAGACUGUCGUCGGCGAGGAAAGGGAGAGCCAGCAAGAACCGGUAACUGAAGAGCAAAGAACGCGGCAGGCCGCCACGCGCAUACAGGCAGGCGUGCGCGGUCACAUUACACGCAAAAACCUCCGACAGCAGAGACAAAAGCAGGAGGAGGAGGAGGAGGCUGAGAGGUACCGGAAGGAUGCUGCCGCCACGAAGCUACAGGCUGGCUUUAGAGGAUCACAGGUCCGGCGGCAGAGGAGGGAUGACAAUCAGAGGAAGCAGCUGGGGAAGGAGAAACAUGAUGAGCAACCGGGAGAAGGAGCAGCGAAAGAGGCGCAGCGGAAGGAGAGAGACGAUGAAAAAGGGAGGGAGAAGGACGAUGCGGUGUCGAAGAAGACGUCGAUAGAAAAGAGUGAGAAGGCUGCAGUCAAAAUACAGGCCGGGUAUCGUGGGUUUAAAGGCAGACAGCUAGUGAAAGAAAAGCGGUCAGCGAUGGAUAACACCGAGAAAGCAGCCGUGAAAAUACAGGCUGGAUUCCGUGGCUAUAAAGGCAGGAGGCAAGCUAAGGAAGAGCGCGUCAUUAGAAAGUUCACGUUCCCAAAGACCCACGGAACGAUCGUAGAAGGGGCCAACUUUCGGCCGGCGCAGGAAGCUACUUCUUUACAAAAGUUUCUGUAUUCGAAGAAACCUAACAUCAACGGGCUCACGGGCUUGUUAUCGACGCGGAAUAACGCACAGAGGCAGACCAUGAAGGACAACUACCAGUCAAGGUUCCUCAAGGAUCUCCUCGAGGAGGCACGGUCGGCAGAGCUAUCCGGUAACUUCCAGGAGCUUGCCAUCGCGCUGCUCAUGCAGACAGCCGACUACGACGCGCACUGCAUCAGUGAGGCCGUGUCGGGCAUCGGUACCAACGCAGCCAUGCUCACCGAGGUGAUGUGUACGCAAGAGGCUGCCGACAUACACAACCUAACACAGCAGUACAAGAGCAAGCACAAUCAGAAGCUGGAAAGUGUGUUUCGAAGCGAAACGACCGGCGAUUUCCAGAAGCUGAUGAUGGCGAUCUGUAAGGGGGUCAGAGCUGCUGACGUCACCGUCAACGUAGCGGAUGCCAGGAGAGAUGCAGAGAUGCUCGCAAAGGCUAUGCACGGAAGCAAAUCUCUAAAACUCAUCAACUUCUUUGCCAAAAGCAGUUUCUCGCAUAUCAAAGAAACGCAGGAGCAAUACAGACAGAUUUUCGCCAGACCGCUGAGAGACGAUCUGAAGAAACUGAAACGAAGCCAGCUGCUGCAGAAUGCGUUCCUCACGACAGCUGCCUAUGCCGACCACCCAGUGCUUUACUACAGCGAAAAGCUUCACGAGUCCAUCAACAACGAUACGAUGCUAAUACGCCUCGUCGUCGCACGAUGUGAGGUGGAUUUGGUCGAGAUUAAGGAAGCGUACAAGGAGAUGCACCAUAUGUCACUGGAUGACGCCAUUGAAUCGAAAUCAUUCAACGAAGACUAUAAGAAGUUAUUGCUCGCCAUAACAAGAGGAAACAUCGAUCCAACAACAAACGAGAAUCCAGCAAAACAGUCGGAGACGGAUGUAGCAUCGCGUGAGACGAAACGCGCGAAGUCUGCCACGAAAGAAGCGAAAAAUGGCAAAAAGACAUCGAAGAAAGACACGGCGGCGGUGCCGCGGGAGCCUCGGGAGCCGCUGACGAACGGCAAGGAGUGA